This is a messenger RNA of Symbiodinium pilosum, 747 nucleotides long. NCBI's taxonomy places the organism in Eukaryota, Dinophyceae, Suessiales, Symbiodiniaceae. The record is from the annotation of a GenBank genome assembly.
AUGCAUGGAAUUCUGCCGCCAAUCCCUCGCGGAUUGGAGGACAGGUCUGCUCGUCAAGCGUGCCUGGUUGCACGUGUGUCGGCUCGCAGCUCCGCGCUUGCCGGCCUUGACGAUCUGGAUCGCCAGAACCGUGAGGUUGCAUUAGCUGCUGUUUCCGCCAAUGGCAUUGCGCUGCAGUGGGCACCAGAACGGUUCAGAAAAGACAAAGAGGUGGCGCUUGCUGCAGUUUCAAGUGCAGGAUAUGCGCUCAAGUAUGUUGGCAAGGAGUUGCGGAGUGAUCCAGAAGUGGUUUAUGCGGCCAUUCGCCAAAAUGCCUUAGCCUUACACUUUGCCUCGCCGCGUUUACAGCGAGACAAGGAUCUUGUCCUUGAAGCCUGUCGAAGAGAUGUGGCCGCGCUCAACUUUGCUGCUGACCACCUUCGUGAGGACGAUCACUUUCGCAGCACUGCUGGAGUUGAAUUCCCAAGCAUCGAUCAUUUUGCUGCUUCGGUAAGUUCAGUGACUUCCUGUUCGUCAAGGAGUUGGUUCAGUGCUUCCACCUGUGAUGGACGAUGGCCGUCGUUCACACAGUGGAGCUACCGCCCCUACUUGGCCUUUUUUCAGCAGUCAGUGCGCAUGGAAGGUAUCAUCUCAUGUUCGUUCAAGCACGGCUUUCGUUCUGCCUUGUCAGUCGUAUGUCAUAUGGAUGAGAGACAAAAUUUAGGCAGCAUCCACGGCAAAGUCCAUCAGCUCCGCGGCGGAAGCUGA